Messenger RNA from Bradysia coprophila, 1369 nucleotides. Its product is annotated as odorant receptor 94b-like. Gene Ontology annotation, cellular component: plasma membrane. Lineage: Eukaryota; Metazoa; Arthropoda; Insecta; Diptera; Sciaridae. Gene Ontology annotation, molecular function: olfactory receptor activity; odorant binding. Gene Ontology annotation, biological process: detection of chemical stimulus involved in sensory perception of smell; sensory perception of smell. The record is from RefSeq and is a predicted model, not a curated record.
CGAUUAUGUUCUGUUUAGAUCUAAUUGGUUAUUAUAGGUAUUUGUCAGCCGUAGAAAUAGUGAAAUGGUAUUUCCAGUUGAAUCGCUUUUAGUUUGACCAUUUCAUAGUGGUGAAUCAACAUUGCCAGUCGAUCCUUCAUCAUUUGUGUUUUGUACCUUCAACCGGAAAGAAAUUCCAAAAAUGUACACAAUCAGGGCGCAUCCAAUUAUCAGUCAAGUGAUCACAGUUCUACAAAUAUUCGGAAUGUGGCACAAAGACGAGGAGUCAACUUUCUCAAAGAUAGGCAAGAAAAUGAUAAAUUCAAUAAUGUUGGUAUCGCUUUUCGCUUCACUAUCUUCAGGAGCUUACUUAAGCGGCGACAUGAACGAAUCGGUAUAUUUAAGCGCUGCAACAGUGGCCAGUGCUCUCCUGGUGGUCAAACUCGGUUACAUACUUUCGAAGCAACACGAAAUCAAUGAAUUUCUGAAUGAUAUCUGCGUUCAUUCGAUCGAAGAUGUAAACGAAUUUGAUGAAAUUAACAUCAAAUUGGAAAAUUUUGCCAAAUUCGGCUACAUAAAUGUGUUUUCAAUGCUGUUGGCCAUUUUCCUUUUUAUCAUUUUAUCAUUACCAUUCUUCUCGAGUGAGAGACGGUUACCGUUGAACGUUGGUUUUCCAUUGGACUGGAAAAAUAGUAUCGUGGGCUAUUGCUUGGCCCAUACGUUUGUCGUAGCUGCAGUCAUAUUUGCCAUGGUUGUCACAUUCUUUACGAUAAUUUAUUGGUAUGUGAUGUUCAAUUGCUCAAUAAAAUACCAAUUACUAGGUAAUAGCCUAAGAAAAUUGGGCUCAAAGAACAGUGCAGCGAAGAACGUCUUUGACAAGCAAGAGACGGUUGAAGACUUAAAAAAGUUGAUUGAAUCUCACCGUAACAUUAAAGAAAAGACGGCAUCCUUCAAGGCUUGUUUCUCGAACUUAUUCUUGGCACAGAUUUUUACGAGUAAUCUCUGCAUCUGUGGCUCUCUCUACGGUUUAGCAUUCAGUUCUGAAAAUAAUCUAAUCCAAACCGUCAUAAACUGUGUUAUUCUCAUCUACAACACUUUCGACAUAUUUGUGGUAAUGUACUUUGGAAACGAGAUCAAAUACCAUUAUAGCCAACUCAUUUACUGCUUAUUCGAAUCCGAUUGGAUCAAUCAGUUGGACACAGUUAAACGGAAUAUUAUAAUUUUAACCGAAGUACUGAAACAGCCACAAGAUCUGGUCAUAUUGAAAUUGUAUCCGAUGAAUUUGGAAACGUUCACAUCGAUAGUAAAGCUUACCUACAGCAUGUUCAAUAUUUUACAGAAAUUUGGAAAAAAAUAAUUUUAUUUUGGUGACCCGAAAUCGGUUCUAUGC